AGACUGGGCUACGCUGCACAGGGUUAUGUCAGCUUCGAAGUCGGGAAGACUUGCUCAUUUUGUUACUUGCUAUUUGCUGAAAUGAAUCCGGAGAGAAGACGGUGACUUGUAGAAAUACAAAGGCAGCUUGCUGAAACUUGAAGGAACAGAAUAAUAUUCGUUUGUGAAACUCAGUUUGGAAACAUAUGCGACACACCCCUGCAACUAUAAAUCUUUAAAUCGAGCAUCAGAAUGGCUUUCAGUUGGUGAAAGGGAAGUUUUGAAUUAACGCUUACAGCAUUUUUACUGGGAGGCUCCUAUUGGGAGAAGUGGCAGUUUUGACCAGAUCACCCUGAACGGUUUGUCUCUCGUUUCUUUUUCUCCUCACAUGUUUGGAAAGGCGAUGCUAACGAAGUGUACGCGACAGUGGCAUGACCUGGACAACACCGAGUAUGAUUGCUGGCCUUCGGAGAACCCGCACGAGUACAACAUGAUAGACUGCGGGGGUCUAGAAAUGGCUUGGGUGCAGAGACCUUCAGAGAAGGUGCUCAGUGGCACAGAAUUCAACGUGACCUAUGCAGUAACGGUGUCAGAUCAAUUUUAUCACUGGGCAGUGGCGAACAGCAUCCUCUCUCAUGCCAAUCCAACUGAAGCUAAAGCUUUCUGUGAAGAUAUGGAGUGCCCCUCAGACUGGAAGAAUGCAAAUGAAGACAACUGCUGCGUGCAUCAUGCCAACAUCCACUCCUGCCCACUCGCUUUUAUGGUGAAAGGGGGGAUUUGUGGACCGUGGAUCCCUGAUGAUGGCCAGAUAGUUACCCACACAAUAUCUACAGCAGGAAAAAUCAGUCAAAUAAAUUGGACUGCCAAGGUGGUCCUUGUCCAUCUCGGUGUAACCUCCUUAAUAGCUCAUGUAAAGGUGGGUCGAAUGCAAGCUGCAUUGGAAGCUAAAACCACCGUGUUACCUGCAAGAGUGUGUGGAGAUGAUAACUGUGAUGAAGAUGAAACGUGCUCCACUUGUCCGGCAGAUUGCGGUGACUGCACUGCAACCAUCAAAAUUGCCAUCAGUUUCCCCAUCUCACUGGCAUGCGCUGGCUUCAUCCUUACCAUGGUGUGGUUUCAGUACCAGAAGCAGAAGAUGUUGUGGGAUGAAAGUUGGAUAAUUGACUUCAAUCAAAUUAAGCAAGAUCAUACCAUGAUGGGUAGCAUGGUCAGUGUUCCAAAUGGAGCCAGUGAUUCCAAUGCCAGCUGUAUGACCACAGUGAGCUCUUGUACUGGAGCUCUCAAUGCAUCCAGGAAACAGCAUUUUACCCAGACGGGCAUAUUUGAUGGCCGAACUGUUGCCAUUAAGAAAAUUAAGAAAAGAACUUUUGCCCUUUCGAAAGCCAUUCGCAAAGAAGUGAAAUUCAUCCGUGAACUUGACCAUCCAAACCUCUGCAAGUUUAUUGGAGGUUGUAUUGAAGUUCCAAAUGUGGCAAUAAUAACAGAGUAUUGCCCGAAAGGCAGCUUGAAUGAUGUCCUCCUCAAUGAAGACAUCCCAUUAAACUGGGGUUUCAGAUUUUCCUUUGCCACGGAUAUCGCCAGAGGGAUGGCUUACCUUCACCAGCAUAAAAUUUACCACGGCAGCUUAAAAUCCACCAAUACAAUGAUUGAUGACCGUUGGGUUUGCAAACUUACAGAUUUCUGCUUGCCAACUUACAGGAAGGAGGACUUUGCAGAACCCCUUACAGUAUACCGACAGAGGUUACUUCAAGUGUACUUACCCCCUGAGGCCCAGAUGAUGCCAAACUUCGAGCCCAACCUGACUACAGAUGUGUACAGCUAUGGCAUCAUUCUACUAGAAAUUGCAACCAGAAGCGACCUUGUGCCGAAGGAAGAUGGAAAUUCUACUGAAUGUGGCCAAUGCCCACCUCUACCUGAAUUAAUAAGUGGAAAAUCGGAAAAUGCCUGUCCUUGCCCCGCUGAAUAUGUCAUGCUGAUAAGGAAAUGCCAGGUGAAGAAUCCAACCAAUCGACCCACGUUUGAACAAAUAAAGAAAUACCUGCACAAAAUUAACCCCAAUAAAGUCAGCCCUGUGGACAUGAUGAUGACCCUGAUGGAGAAAUACAGCAAACACCUGGAAACUCUGGUAGCUGAAAGGACACAAGACCUGGUUCAUGAGAAACAGAAAACAGAUCGUCUGCUUUACAGUAUGUUGCCAAAACAAGUGGCUGAUGACCUAAGGCAGGGAAUCACAACUCAAGCUCAAAACUAUGCUAGCGCAACAAUAUUCUUCAGUGAUAUUGAAGGCUUUACACAGUUGUCCAGUACGAGUACACCAUAUCAAGUUGUAGAAUUGUUAAACAAGUUAUACACAACCUUCGAUGAAAUUAUAGACAAUUAUGAUGUCUACAAAGUAGAAACUAUAGGAGAUGCAUAUAUGGUAGUCUCAGGCGUGCCAAAAGAAAACGGCAUUGCUCAUGCCAGUGAGAUAGCAAGCAUGGCCCUGGAUUUGGUUGCUGUAUGUAACACUUUCAAAAUUCCACACAAGCCACAGACAAAACUCAAGAUUCGAGCUGGAAUCCACUCAGGGCCUGUGGUUGCCGGAGUGGUUGGAACAAAGAUGCCUCGUUACUGCUUAUUUGGUGACACCGUAAACACUGCUUCAAGGAUGGAGUCAACAAGUCAAGCUCUGAAGAUACAGUGCAGUUCCAGCACAAACAUGCUACUGGAGCAAUUUGGAGGAUAUGUCUUAGUAUGUCGUGGCACUUUGCAAAUAAAAAUUCACCUAGUUCUAUUGAAGGUUCAUGAGGACUCGAAAUGUCAACUCUUCUUCUCCGCCGAUGCUGCCAGACCUGCUGAGUUUUUCCAGGGAAAGGGCGACAUGGUGACUUACUGGCUUGAAGGAAAGCAAAGUUCGGCAUCAAGCACAUCAGUGAACACACCACCAAACCCAGAAAACAUCAACCCUGUACCAGAGUCAGAGAAAGAAACAUAUAGCGUCAUUCCUGGAGUGUUGAGCAACGAUCUUCAAUCUAAUUCCUGUUAGCCCACAAAUCUAUCAUUUAAGAUCAGCAAGUAGAAGCCAUUUGACAUUUUCAGCAUUUCAAGUGUUGCAUUGGCUCAGGCGGGGAUGGGGAGGAACAAUUCAAAAUGUCAAAACAAAGAUUGAUCAGCUUCUGUUAGGCAAGGGGUUUUAAGGGUUACAGAACCAAGGCAAGUAAAUGGAGUUAAGUUAACCAUGAUCCAAUUGAAUGGUGGAACAGGCUCGAGGGGCUGAAUGGCCUCCUCCUGUUUCUAUGUUCCUAUGCCUCCCCCGCAGCAUUUCCAGAUCAAUAGAAGCCCCAUUGAAAAGGGAUCUGUUGGUUAGGGGAAUCAAGAAGUUGUGACUUAUUAUCUAGGAUUGUGUCCUAUGUUGGGUUCCAUAUACAUUCUAAAGCAUCUCUAAACAUUUUUGAAAGUUUUGUGACUGCCUCACCAUUCUUGACCACAUUGUUAUUACAUCCUAUUCUUAUGCUCAAAAUCCCAUAUGUCAACAUGUCACAAUGGAAAAAUCCCUAUGUCAACAUUUUACUAUCACACUUUGUUGAUGAACCAAUUGAAUCACUCCAAAAACAUUUGGUGAAAGAAGCAUCUGCCUUUUUAACUCAGUAACUGACAUUUCUAAUGUGCCAAAUAAGGCUUUAAACAAAAAUUAAUAAAUUUGAAAAACUACAAA
This is a messenger RNA of Carcharodon carcharias (great white shark), 3673 nucleotides long. RefSeq names its product atrial natriuretic peptide receptor 1. Lineage: Eukaryota; Metazoa; Chordata; Chondrichthyes; Lamniformes; Lamnidae. The record is from RefSeq and is a predicted model, not a curated record. The coding region runs from base 368 to 3004 and encodes 878 amino acids. Gene Ontology annotation, biological process: protein phosphorylation; intracellular signal transduction; cGMP biosynthetic process. Gene Ontology annotation, molecular function: ATP binding; protein kinase activity; peptide receptor activity. The transcript has 24 exons.